GGGGCAUCAUGUGGAGUAUCGCCCGGACCCGGGACGGAGCUGAUUUCUCAGCAACUUGCGGAGUUCCGCCCACUAUUACGGGAUGACCUAGAACGGUGUCAAUCGCCGCGUGUCGUUUGCCUUUAAAUGAAGGAUUUUCCUGGAGUCAAUAUUCUCAGAAUCAACUCAAAGAUCGAAGAAACAUCAUUCCUUCUUUUGUUGUCCUGCGUCACCGAUCGGCCACUCGCAUCUAAAACUCUGCCAGACAUCACCAACCACUCGCCCACCCCUUCACAAUGGCCUCCCUCGCCAUAACCGCCAUCUCCGACCCAGUCUGUCCCUUCUGCUACCUCGGCCUCAUACGCCUUAACCGCGCCAUCGAGCUCUACCGCAAAACGGUGCCCGGCGCCUCCGCCACCCCCAUCACCAUCGCCUGGCACGCCUUCCAGCUGGACCCCGCCGCGCCACGCCGCGUCUCGCAGCCGCUGGCGGCCAAGAUGGCAUCCCGCUGGGGCGCGGACCGCGUGCCCGAGAUUCAGGGCAAGCUGCGCAACGCGGGGCUGAGCGGGGGCGUGCAGUUCAACUUCAACUCGCGCAUCGGCAACACGAUUGAGGCGCAUCGGCUGGCGGCGCUCGCGAGGCGGAUGGAUCCGCGCGGCGAGGAGGGCCUCCAGCACAAGGUCUCGCAGGAGACGAUGCAGAUGUACUUUGAAGGUGGUGGCGACAUUACGAGCACGGAUGACCUCGUGGGUGCGGCGUCACGGGCGGGUAUCGAUGCGGACGAGGCCAGGGCGUGGAUUGAGAGCGACCAAGGGCUCGAGGAGGUUCAGCUGGAGGUCGAUGAGGCGGUCAGCAUGGGCAUCAGGGGAGUCCCGCGGUUUAUUAUCAACGACAAAUUUGUCGUCGAGGGGGCGGAUGAUGUAGGCGUGUUUCUGGAGCAGCUUGUUCUUGCCCGCCAGGAUGGAUUGGGAGGGAAUUAGAGGGGGUUUGGUAUAAGAGGGUGAGUUGACAAGACUUAGCGAUAUAUAUUAGAAUUGCGUGUAGAAUUGGCAGUUUAGUGCAGUUGGUUUGGUAUUGGUUAA
Messenger RNA from Ilyonectria robusta, 1061 nucleotides. RefSeq names its product thioredoxin-like protein. Lineage: Eukaryota; Fungi; Ascomycota; Sordariomycetes; Hypocreales; Nectriaceae. The transcript has a single exon. Gene Ontology annotation, molecular function: oxidoreductase activity. The record is from RefSeq and is a predicted model, not a curated record. The coding region runs from base 276 to 959 and encodes 227 amino acids.